AUGGCUCCAUGUGAGGCUCUGUAUGGGAGAAAAUGUCAAUUUCCACUAUGUUGGUAUGAAACUGGGGAAUCAAGUUUGUUGGGGCCUGAGUUAAUAGCUGAGACCACCGAGCAAAUUAAGAAAAUCCAAAACAGAAUACUUACUGCUCAAAGCUGCCAGAAAAGCUAUGCCGAUCAGAGGCAGAAACCUCUAGAAUUUGAUGAGGGAGAUCAUGUGUUCUUAAAGGUUACACCAACAACCGGAGUGGGUAGAUUGAACAAGACGAAGAAGCUGAAUCCCUUUCAGUUGAGAGAAGAUUUAACACUUCCAGUGACUCCGAUUCAAAUUCAUGAUAGCAGCGUUAAGCAGUUGCACAGAAAAGAGGUUGCAUUAGUUAAAGUAGCUUGGAGUCAAGCUGGAAUUGAAACACAUACUUAG
Arachis ipaensis is the source of this 417-nucleotide messenger RNA. RefSeq lists its product as uncharacterized. The record is from RefSeq and is a predicted model, not a curated record. Lineage: Eukaryota; Viridiplantae; Streptophyta; Magnoliopsida; Fabales; Fabaceae.